GAAGGUGAGGGGGAGGGUUCUGGAUUGUAAACAGCGAAUUAAUUUAUUCGAAUAGUCUUGUACAACCAGGACUGCUACUGUACUUUGGACUGAAAUUACACCACUGUCAUGUCUGUAGCUUUACGCAUAUUUUCACCGUGGCGAUUUUUCAGAUUUAUGAGCCUUGUCUAAUCAUCAGACCAAUGAGGGUGUGUCUAACUACAAAUGAAUGAAAAUCAGAGGAAUCGUCAACUGCACACAGCUGAUUCUAUGAUGGGGGCGACGGUGGAGCAAUUCAACUGUGCAAAGAGUCAGAUGGGCACGCUGAAGAAAGACCCUGGCAAUGAGGCCAAGCUGAAAAUCUAUGCUCUCUUCAAACAGGCUACUCAGGGACCCUGUAACACCCCCAAGCCAGGGAUGCUUGACUUUGUCGGCAAGGCCAAAUGGGAUGCCUGGAAGUCUCUGGGCUCUGUAUCUCAGGAAGAUGCCAGACAGCAGUAUGUGGACCUGAUUGAUUCUCUCCUCGCUCCUGAGGGACCUGUGGUAGCCACACAGCCCACUGGGAGCGCUGCCACCUUUGACACGCUGCUGGUCUCCACAGAGGACAACGUCACCACUAUCCGGUUCAAUAGGCCACAGAAGAAGAACGCCAUCAAUGUGGAGAUGUACAACGAGAUCAUCAAGGCUCUGGAGGAAUCUGGCAAAGAUGACUCUGUCAUUACUGUAAUCACAGGUAGUGGAGACUUCUACUGCAGUGGCAACGACCUGACAAACUUCACCAAAAUCCCUGAGGGCGGUAUGCAGCAGAUGGCAAAAGAUGGAGGCAAGUUGCUGAGGGAGUUUGUCAAAGCAUUCAUCGAGGUCUUCCCGACAGCAGCUUCCAAACGA
Oncorhynchus tshawytscha (Chinook salmon) is the source of this 867-nucleotide messenger RNA. Its product is annotated as enoyl-CoA delta isomerase 2. Lineage: Eukaryota; Metazoa; Chordata; Actinopteri; Salmoniformes; Salmonidae. The annotation marks the transcript as partial. The record is from RefSeq and is a predicted model, not a curated record. The transcript is spliced from 8 exons. Gene Ontology annotation, molecular function: fatty-acyl-CoA binding.